Messenger RNA from Bipolaris maydis ATCC 48331, 2193 nucleotides. NCBI's taxonomy places the organism in Eukaryota, Fungi, Ascomycota, Dothideomycetes, Pleosporales, Pleosporaceae. The record is from RefSeq and is a predicted model, not a curated record.
AUGCGCGCCAGCAAUCCCUACACUACUUCCUACCCCUCCUACGAGCCCCGCACACCCCGUCCCAGACGAUCCGCCUCGCAAUCAUACAGGUCACACAGACGAAAGGAAUCAUGGCCGCCUCCGCCUAGUGUAGAGGACGAGCCAGAAGCCCUGGCCAAAGAGGCUCGGUCACAGCCGCCUUCGCCAGCACAAAGGCGUGAUGAUGGUGAGCCGCCCGUCAAUACGCGGGGUACCAUCGACCAGGAGUACAUACUGGAUGAGAUCGAGCAGCCCAGUGCUACACAAGAUCCCGAUGCGACAACACGAUCCAGCCCCCAUCGAGAUCGCCAGAGGAGGAGCUUCGCAGACCGUGGCCCCAUGCCGAAUAUCAACACCGAUGUCCCAGACCCGCCUUUGUUCACAGAACGGGAGAGGAUGCCUUAUGGCUACUCACAACCACAGAAGGAAUCGACUGCUCCUAUGCCGACCGACUUUCUGCGUUCGCCAGAACCCAUGACCCCAUCCGACAGCCGUUUCGCUACAUCGGACAUGGGCCGAGCUGACCAAGACGCACAACGGCAUUCCCAUGGUAAAUCACCAACGCCUCGACCGGUCAGCAGCCGCCACAACUCCCUUGCAAACUCUCGGCAGGCGGAAAAAGAUCGUGAUAGAUCAAGACCGCCUUCCAGGUACGGAAGAUACGAGACAACGCCGGCUCCAAGACCACGCGGUGAUGUGCAGAGUUCCUUAGCAUCCGGGAGACCAUCCUCUUCGCAUUCUGCUUUGCCGUAUCCUAUGGAUGAUCAGCUCAUUGAUGUCCUGAUGCCACCGGAACAGAAUUACCAGUACAACCAUUCACCCAUCGCUUCUCCCAGACAAGACUACAUAGAGCCUCCCAGAUCCUCGUCGCCGACUGCUACCAGCUCCCCGUAUAUCAGAGAUUCCCAAGCCCAGCCUUCCAGACAAAGCAUUCGUGAGGAACCCGGACUUUCCAGAAGGGCAAGAUCGGAUAGCAUCCGCUCCCAGGACGGUCGUAGGGACAAGUCGUUGCGGAGAGUAGCUUCUUUGGACCUCAAAUCACUGCCAGACUGUCCAAGGAGCAAGGCCUCGAGAGAGUACGAUGAUUGGUACAGCCUCCGCGGCUUCAAAAAUUUCAACAUAUGUCCUGAUUGCUACAAGAGCGUGUUUUUUGAGACUCGAUUCGACGGGGAAUUCAAGCAGAUCUGGUUAGACGACUGGUCAAUCAAACGGGCGUGUGACUUUAGCAACCCGUGGCCGCGCCUUGCGUGGUACCUCACUGUAAAACAGCGCCUGAAGUCACUCGACUUACUUUGUGCCGUGGCAGAUAUCAUGGACACCUACAAGCCGUGCCCUGGAGAACGAGAAAAGGACACUAAUGAGGCCAGUUGGUACGGCAUUGUCAAUCAACGCGACGGCAUGUUUGUGCCCAACUUUGCCAUCUGUUCUAGUGACCGAAGAUUGGCCGAAGCCCUAUUUCCCAGCAUCCGCGGCUACUUUCCCCGUAUCACUGUUGGCUAUUCAAACGCACCAAGUCGAUACACUUGCAGCUUCCGUAUGAGCUCACGCCGUCUCAUGAAGUACUUGGAACUUCUUAUGGAGCUUGACGAAGAUGCCCAGAUAACUGGUCGCCGACCUGACAUUGACCGUUUUGUCGACCUGGCGCGCGACUAUGCUUUCAAGGGAGAGUGCGCCAGAGACAAGAUACUGAUUCGGAAGCCAUGGUACUUUAUCCCUCAGCUCCCUGAAUUCACGGUAUGCGAGGAAUGCUACGAUCGAUUUGUCUGGCCUGCCAUGCAAUCGAAAUCCCUACCCACGACGAUUCCGCGCUUGUUUAACAAAUCAAUCCAGCUAGUCCCUGGCGAAGACCCGGAAGCCGGAUCAAGCUGUUGUUUGUGGAGUCCACGCAUGCGCUCGGUAUGGAUGCGUAGUGUGGAGGACGAGGAUUUUGCAUACUUGAAGCGCAAGGCUUUGGAGAGGAAGAAGGCACAAGUUGCCAAUACGAGGGAGAGAGGGGAUAUUUUGAGGGGGCUGGGCAAUGCUGAGCCAGGAGAUAGCAAAUACGAAUGGGCGAAGCGUGAGUUGGACAUUUUGGAUAGGGAGUGGGCUUCGUAUGAAUGAAUGAGACCAUGAUUGUACAUAUUGAUAUUGCUAAGCAGUGAAGGAUCAAAUUCUAUACUACUAUUUAUCCACGCA